AUGAACCGACACUGCACACAGUCAGAUGACUGUGCAGCGCCGGCCAGAGAAGACAGGGUAGCGCAACUGCUGGAGAGACUGCUGGACCUGGAGUGGAGCCGCAGCGCAGGAGAGGAUUAUGACACGUUCUCUGUCUCAACAGAAUGGGAUUCUAGAAGAUCUGUGACAUUUCAGGAAGAAAGAGAUGGUAAUUGUUGCUUUAGAAGAAGAUGUUUCUGUAUCACUGGAGUCGUACUCCUCACCCUGGCAGCGAUCUCAGCAUCUAUCACAUUAGGAGUCAUCUAUGGAAUACCAGGAAAUCAAAGUUUUCUUACACGAGAGUGUAAAGCAUCCUCAGGCCAAUCUGGCUUCCUAUGUGAUGACAGAACCACAUGCAUUGUAGCCUCGGCACUAUGUGACGGGAAAGUGGACUGCGGACAUGGGGAGGAUGAAUCUACAAGAUACUGCGGGAAUGUACCAAACAGUCUUCCAGAAGGCUUGGUAUUCAAGUGUGCAAACAAGAGAUCGUGGACCUACAUUGAUAAACUUUGUGACAACAAGAACGACUGCGGAGACUGCUCCGAUGAAACAGCUCUUCGCUGCCCUCCGUGUCCAGGCUGGAGAUGUAACACGGUCUUCUUCACGGAUUGUGACUGCAUCCCAAAGACCCGCUGUAAUGAUAGCAUUCAGGACUGCAUAGACUGGAGCGAUGAAACCUCUUGUCUUUGAGACUUCACAAUACAGACUCGAUUCAAUGAUGGAAGCCUUAGAACAGUUUGCUCCCAUCAUAGCACAACUCAUACACUGCUCACCAAAACAUUUUCUACAGGGAGUGCGGCAUUUAUAAGAGUGCAAGCUGUCUCAAGUGUCCAGCUAUUAUUCAUCCAGUGUAAUAUGUGGGAAUGGUUCAGGACUUGUGGCCAUGAUGAAUGCGAUACAGUAUGAGAUCCUGCACAUACAGCCGCGACCCUCAAGGGCUGGUAUUAGAAAACCACUUCUGUUUCCUUCCAGGAAGA
This is a messenger RNA of Bufo bufo (common toad), 995 nucleotides long. Its product is annotated as low-density lipoprotein receptor class A domain-containing protein 1-like. Bases 1 to 708 code for a protein of 235 amino acids. The record is from RefSeq and is a predicted model, not a curated record. Lineage: Eukaryota; Metazoa; Chordata; Amphibia; Anura; Bufonidae. Gene Ontology annotation, cellular component: plasma membrane. Gene Ontology annotation, molecular function: protein binding. The transcript has 6 exons.